Thermothelomyces thermophilus ATCC 42464 is the source of this 1114-nucleotide messenger RNA. Its product is annotated as glycoside hydrolase family 61 protein. The transcript has a single exon. NCBI's taxonomy places the organism in Eukaryota, Fungi, Ascomycota, Sordariomycetes, Sordariales, Chaetomiaceae. The record is from RefSeq and is a predicted model, not a curated record. Bases 333 to 1070 code for a protein of 245 amino acids.
GGGGAGAUUGGUACGUAUACACUCAAGUUCAAGUUGAGCAUCCUCUGGCCAGGAGGGUCGAGACUAGAGUUUUCUCCUCCCUGCGACCCAACACCAACAGCCACCCUUGUAAGGGAAGGCUGCCCUAUCUAUCUAUAUAGUCGGAUCGAGCCCCCCCGGUCCGGCUCCAAAACUCUCUCGUCAGUAAUGUCCGACAACUCCACGCACUUCACCAUAACCUCCACAACAGUUCCCCCCCGGCGGUCACUUGCCAAUCCUUCUCGAGACCCACCCGAUCCCCAACACCCCAGCACCCCCGCACCUCAGACAGACACAUACUAGUACACGCACCAAUGCUCCUCCUCACCCUAGCCACACUCGUCACCCUCCUGGCGCGCCACGUCUCGGCUCACGCCCGGCUGUUCCGCGUCUCUGUCGACGGGAAAGACCAGGGCGACGGGCUGAACAAGUACAUCCGCUCGCCGGCGACCAACGACCCCGUGCGCGACCUCUCGAGCGCCGCCAUCGUGUGCAACACCCAGGGGUCCAAGGCCGCCCCGGACUUCGUCAGGGCCGCGGCCGGCGACAAGCUGACCUUCCUCUGGGCGCACGACAACCCGGACGACCCGGCCGACUACGUCCUCGACCCGUCCCACAAGGGCGCCAUCCUGACCUACGUCGCCGCCUACCCCUCCGGGGACCCGACCGGCCCCAUCUGGAGCAAGCUUGCCGAGGAAGGAUUCACCGGCGGGCAGUGGGCGACCAUCAAGAUGAUCGACAACGGCGGCAAGGUCGACGUGACGCUGCCCGAGGCCCUUGCGCCGGGAAAGUACCUGAUCCGCCAGGAGCUGCUGGCCCUGCACCGGGCCGACUUUGCCUGCGACGACCCGGCCCACCCCAACCGCGGCGCCGAGUCGUACCCCAACUGCGUCCAGGUGGAGGUGUCGGGCAGCGGCGACAAGAAGCCGGACCAGAACUUUGACUUCAACAAGGGCUAUACCUGCGAUAACAAAGGACUCCACUUUAAGAUCUACAUCGGUCAGGACAGCCAGUAUGUGGCCCCGGGGCCGCGGCCUUGGAAUGGGAGCUGAGAGGUUCCGGCCCGGGUUUUGGGCACCUUGAUCGGAGGCGGGAC